Messenger RNA from Neurospora tetrasperma FGSC 2508, 1041 nucleotides. RefSeq lists its product as uncharacterized. The transcript has 4 exons. The coding region runs from base 1 to 1041 and encodes 346 amino acids. Lineage: Eukaryota; Fungi; Ascomycota; Sordariomycetes; Sordariales; Sordariaceae. The record is from RefSeq and is a predicted model, not a curated record.
AUGGAGGAAAGGGAACCCUUGCAGGCCAAUCCAAUUGGGGACAAUGUGCAGCUUGAUCCGGUCGUCGUUGCCAACCUACCGCCGAACUCCAAGAUACUUUCGGUAACGCCAUCUGGGAAAAGCUUUUGGGCCAGGACAGUCAAGAUCGUGGUUGAGCUGGCCGAUGGUACUACCGCCCAGUUUUUCAAGAAGGGCGCCCGUAAUUCUGUUGGGAUGAAUAUGAUGAAAGGCGCAUGGGAAGCGGACAGCGCCUUAUACAAAUUUGUUCCCCACUACACUCCCCAGCCAGUCGGAUGGGGAACAUACGAGAAUGAUCCUGACACCAGCUUCUAUUUGUGCGAGUUCACUGACAUGAACGAUGAUCUUCCUAGUCCCCGAGAGUGGGCGAAAGCUGUCUCUUCCCUUCACCUGAUCAGUAUGGGAAAGUCACCCACCGGACAAUUCGGCUUUCCGGUUGCCACUCAUCUGGCCAACGUUCCCGUUAACAAUGCCUGGAAUGCCUCGUGGGAAGCGUUUUGGACCCAACAGAUGAAGAGCCUGUUUGAUCAAGAAGCGCGAGUCAAUGGACCCGACGAUGAGUUGGAGGCACUCAAGACAACAUACAUGUCCGAGGUCAUUCCUCGAUAUUUGCGACCUCUCGAAACGGAGGGCAGGUCCAUAACCCCUUGCCUUAUCCACUCUGACCUCUGGCCAGGCAACAUCAAACCGAAAGCCAACUCUUACGACGUGGAGCUGUGCAUGUUUGAUGCAUGCGCCUACUGGGGCCACAAUGAAGCUGAUCUGGGCAUCUGCCGGAAUCUGAGGUAUAAGCUAGGUCAGCCGUGUGUUCAAGAAUACCAUAAAAGAGUCCCCAUCUCCGAGCCUCAGGCGGACUUUGAUGGUAGAAACGCCGUGUACGCCAUGAAGUAUCAUGCCCUGCUGUCAACGAUGUACAAGGACCGGAAGUUCAGACAGGUCCUGAUCGAGGAGCUCAAGUCCUUAAUCAACAUGGCAGGUGCUGGCAGGUCGGACUCAGACGUUGCUUUACCUCCACGUUUGUGA